Molecule: messenger RNA, 489 nt
Organism: Dioscorea cayenensis subsp. rotundata (Guinea yam)
Lineage: Eukaryota; Viridiplantae; Streptophyta; Magnoliopsida; Dioscoreales; Dioscoreaceae
Exons: 1
Coding region: 1-489 (162 amino acids)
Source: RefSeq, a predicted model, not a curated record
AUGAGGAAAUUCAUCUUGGUCUUCUUCGAUGACAUCUUGGUGUAUAGCUCCAAUUGGGAAGACCACUUACGUCACCUACAAACCGUUUUUGAGACAUUCCGGCGCCACCGAUUAGCUGCAAAACUCAACAAGUGUGCAUUCGCAUACCCUACCAUCUCCAACUUGGGUCAUCGGAUCUCUGGUGCUGGUGUCAAAGUCGAUCCUGAUAAGAUCCUCGCUGUUCAGCAAUGGCCUCUUCCAACUACCGUGCGUGGUUUGCGCGGCUUCCUCGGUUUAACGGGAUACUAUCGUAGGUUUGUUCCCAAUUAUGCAAGCCUUGCGAGCCCGUUGACCGACUUACUUCGAAAAACUGCCUUUGUUUGGACCAUGGAGGCUACCAUGGCUUUUGAUGCACUGAAGACUGCAUUGACAACAACUCCUGUGCUGCAACUUCCCAGGUUUGACCAGCAAUUUGAACUACAAACCAGACACCUCGACCCACGAGAGUAG